Messenger RNA from Somion occarium, 1780 nucleotides. NCBI's taxonomy places the organism in Eukaryota, Fungi, Basidiomycota, Agaricomycetes, Polyporales, Cerrenaceae. The record is from the annotation of a GenBank genome assembly.
CUGGGUGGCGGGUUUGUCUGUGAACAUUCAAAUUGCUUGCGACAAGUGCCAAUGUUCAAAUUCAAUUUUGACUUAUCCGAAGAUGACCUGGAGGAUCAGCCUCAUAUACCAGGAAGCUCCGAUGCAUCUUUGAGCCCAAACCACUCGAAGCGGUCAGACAAUUCAAGUCGACUGAAAUGCUUCGAAGAAUUAUCCUUGGACCAUCUUUUGGAGACAUUACCGUCAGAUCUUUCUUACUCCCCGUUGUCCAUUCCCUUAUCGGAUGGACGGCAUGUCGCUGUAGCAAGGCGCGACCUGUUCGAUGCCCGCUUUCAAUUGAUAGCCCAGGAUGCAUCGGAGAAAACGGAUGCAGAAGGGAACGACAUACCAGAUGGUCUGAAUUUUCUUGAGGCACCGUCUGAUUUGGUUCCGGGGAUCUAUGAAGGUGGAUUGAAGACUUGGGAAUGCAGUCUCGAUCUUGUCACCUGCUUGCAUGAUAUCUUGCCAGAAGAUACAGACCUCAUAGGUCAACGGAUACUCGAGCUCGGAUGUGGUACUGCUGUCCCGUCAAUGUAUCUUCUGCAAAGGAUAUUCUCUUUGCCUCCACAGCCUUCGGAAAGGACGGCUAUACACCUGCAAGAUUAUAAUGAUCUGGUAUUCAAGUUGGUCACUCUUCCGAACCUCAUAUUAACGUGGUAUAUGUCCCCAGCUUCAACCUCCUUCCAAGAAUCAUACAUGCCGACAAAAAACGAUGAAUCUGAUGAGGACCAACUCCCUCUUUCGGACCCUUCUCAACCGGGAGAACUCGAAGUCUCCAAAGAGUUCGUAUCCGCCUUCCGAAAAUCCCUCACGGACUAUGGGAUCGAGCUACGAUUCUUUGCAGGCUCUUGGCAGACGUUUGACCUGAGCAAAACUGGGGGAAAGUAUGACGUCGUAUUAACAUCCGAAACAAUCUAUCGCACGGAUAGUUUGCCGUCGUUGAUCGAGCUAAUGCGAAAUGCGUGCAUUGGAUUGCCCAGCUCUGACAAGGACGAGGACGAGUCGCUUGCCAGGUUGUCCGAGGCAAGGUUAUCUAUCUCGCCUUCUGGUGGACAUACCUCCUAUCUGUGCCUCGUGGCCGCAAAAUUGGUGUACUUUGGCGUUGGGGGAGGCGUGACGGGGUUCAUACGAGCAGUCGAGGGAGAUGAAGUAAAUAAGGGUUCAGUAGAAACCAUUUGGGAACGGAAGGAAGGCGUGAAAAGAUGUGUCAUGAAAGUUUCAUGGAAUUAGCGUCCACAGUACGUAGUUUUACUAUUGAUACAUGAUCCGUUCUCAGUGAAUUCAUUGCUACAGAUUGUAAUUCGAAUGCGAAUACUCCUGAAUGAUGGCAUCUGCGCCUCAUAUCAAGUGCUUCUUCAGCUCUUCUGUCUCAUAGAUCGGCAAUCCACAGGUGAAGGUCUCGCAGAUUCUAAUAUUAGGCUCUGAGUUCGCCAACGAGUCCUCCGUGAUCAAGCCUUGCAAUGUACCGUUCAACCUGGCCAGCUCUUGGGGAGGAUGAUCUGGGUCUAGGUGAAUUAGAACGCGAUUGGGAAUGAAUGGCUUUCGGAUUGACUCGAAGAAGGCGACAGUUUUGACCGAAGAUGGGGAACCAGUGACAAUGAACUGACGAAAUGUUAAUGUUCUAGUUCGUACAUGGAACAAGCUUAGGAGAAAUCCACCUGUUUGUAACCCUUCUGCCACAUCAUUGCUGCACUGACCAUCGUAGCAACUGCGAACGGCGCAGAAUUCAAAAGCUGAGAGUUCGACUUGAUGACGCUCCGAG